Molecule: messenger RNA, 471 nt
Organism: Aspergillus ibericus CBS 121593
Lineage: Eukaryota; Fungi; Ascomycota; Eurotiomycetes; Eurotiales; Aspergillaceae
Exons: 1
Coding region: 1-471 (156 amino acids)
Biological process (GO): proteasome regulatory particle assembly
Molecular function (GO): protein-macromolecule adaptor activity
Source: RefSeq, a predicted model, not a curated record
AUGUCCGGCGAAUCUCUCCCCAUCGCCCCCGCCGCCUUCGCCGAGGCCAUCAAGGAGCUCCCUCUCCCCGUCCUCUACGCCAAGGUCUCCGAGAUCCGCAACUCGAUUGCGCACUUGCACCGUUCCAACCAGGAGCUGCGAACCUUCAUCACCGAGUCCUGCGAGUCCGACGCCGACAAGCAAGAACUAGAAAGCUAUAUUGUCGAGAAUGAAGGCGUCGCCGUCUCUAUGACGGAGCGAAUCGAUCUGCUCAAGGCGGAGGUCGAGAAUCGUGGGCAGCAGUGGAUCGAGCUGGACGAGAAAGAGAAAGAGGAACAGAACGGAGAUCCAACAUCGUUACCCUCCCCGCCUGUUAAUGGAGCGGCGCAAAGACCAGCGGCUACGGCGCAGCAGGAUUCGUCCAACCCCGCAUCGGCGGAGAAUUCCGGGGAUGCCCAGGCCGGCCAAGAUGAAGAGGGGGUCUACCUUUGA